GUAUCACUUUACUUGCGGAGGGAAGCUUCGUAACUCUGGCAGCCUUGCUGAGGCCCUGCAAUGAUCAACCCUCCUUACAUACCUACAUACAGAGUCCUCUGCCAACAUCCGAGCUCUCCCUCGGCUCCCAACACUCCUCUCGAGACGCCAUAUCCUCAAUCCUCAUUCACCGGCCCUUUUUCUCCUACAUCACUCAAAUAUGGCGUCAGGAUACGACCGUGCCCUUUCCGUGUUUAGUCCGGAUGGACACGUCUUCCAGGUCGAGUAUGCCGGCGAAGCUGUCAAGCGAGGGACAUGCGCUGUCGGGGUGAAGGGCGCAGAUAUCGUCGUGCUCGGCUGCGAGAAGCGGUCGGCAAUGAAGUUGCAGGAUACGCGCAUCACCCCCUCUAAGAUCGGCCUGCUCGACACCCACGUCUGCCUCGCCUUCGCCGGCCUGAACGCCGACGCCCGAAUCCUGGUCGACAAAGCGCGGCUCGAGGCACAGUCGCACCGCCUGACCGUCGAGGACCCCGUAUCGAUCGAGUACAUUACGAAAUACGUCGCGGGCGUGCAGCAACGGUACACGCAGAGCGGUGGUGUACGCCCGUUCGGCAUCAGCACUAUGAUCGUUGGCUUCGAUAAGGGCAGCAAAGUCCCGAGGCUCUACCAGACCGAACCGAGCGGCAUCUACUCUGCGUGGAAAGCGAACGCCAUCGGCCGUUCUAGCAAGACGGUCCGAGAGUUCCUCGAACGCAACUACAAGGAAGAUAUGGACCGCGAGGCGACCAUCCGACUUGCCAUCAAGUCACUACUAGAGGUAGUGCAGACCGGCGCCAAGAACAUCGAGAUCGCCGUCAUGGCUCCCGGCAAGUUGAUAGAGACAUUACCUGUCGAGGAUAUCGAGAGCUACGUGAAGAACAUCGAGCAGGAGAAGCAGGAAGAGGCCGCCAAGAAGAAGACGGGCCGGACGCCGGGAACCGGUAGUGCCGCCAUCCUGACGAGAGAGCGGGAAGGCGGGAGCGACGAAUGAAGGCGCAGAGCGAAAGAAAAGAAGAGAGACGAUCUCAUGGGCUGCUAGAAAAAGGGAUAUUCAUAUAAGCGACGUCGUCGCAUCGUCGUACUUAGGGAGUAACAUGUACACUACCUGCCCGCUAAGCAUGUAAAGCUCUCGGCUCCCCCCCCCCGUGAAUUGUCAUCCAUUCCGGUGCUCCA
Messenger RNA from Durotheca rogersii, 1191 nucleotides. RefSeq names its product proteasome component pre6. Lineage: Eukaryota; Fungi; Ascomycota; Sordariomycetes; Xylariales; Xylariaceae. The record is from RefSeq and is a predicted model, not a curated record. Gene Ontology annotation, biological process: ubiquitin-dependent protein catabolic process. The coding region runs from base 200 to 1009 and encodes 269 amino acids. The transcript is spliced from 5 exons. Gene Ontology annotation, cellular component: proteasome core complex; proteasome core complex, alpha-subunit complex; nucleus.